CUUAUAACAUUAAUUUAAUUAAGAUGAAUCCUAUUUAAUAGGCAUGGUUAAAAAUUUUAUAACCAGUUGCAGGUGUUGUCAAUGAGAAAUUAGCUAAAAGAUCAGGUAGCAUAUUAAAAGUAUAUAUGAAGGGCUUUUGGGAAAGAUUGGUAGAUUUUUCUUGAUUGGACCAAGAGAAUUCGGUUAUCAUCCAACAAAUUAAAUGUUUGUUUAUUUCAAUAGAAGAGUAUUAUUUGCUACAGCCUUUAUGGGACAUAAAUAUUCAGUAUUGAAGUAGAAAUAUGAAUAUAUAAUAUAGAGGAUUAACUCAUUAAGGAUAUCAUAUGUUAAGACCAAUGAGAGCAGCAGUAUUCUUAGGUCCUAUUGCUGUAUUAGCUGGUCUAUUCAGAUUAGUAUACUAUUCUUCAGAAAAUAGAUCAUACUAGUAAUAAAUCUUAAUAUUAUCUCCUUAGUCCUGAUAAUCUAGAUUAUGUUAUGAAGAAAGCUACCAAUGCUUUACAUUUCCCAUUGAAUACACUUAAUCAAAGAUUAUCAGCACAUUAUACAGAAAUCAGCUCAAUUUAUACAGCUGAAAUGAUGAAAAGAGUAAAAAUCAAUAUUUUAUUCAAAAAAUUAGUAUCAUAAAUAACAUGCAAAAAUUAUUAAAGAAAGAUCAACAUAAUCUGAACACGUUAAAAAAACCAAAUAUGCUGAUCCAUCUUAUAAAUAUGUUCCUAUGACUCCUGUCCAUAUUGAUGAUAUCAAACUCGCUUGAGUAAUCCAAAUAUAAAAUAUAUUACAAUAAGUUCAUUUAUUU
Molecule: messenger RNA, 796 nt
Organism: Paramecium sonneborni
Lineage: Eukaryota; Ciliophora; Oligohymenophorea; Peniculida; Parameciidae
Source: the annotation of a GenBank genome assembly